AUGACUCUGCCCCACAGCCCUGGAAAUGUGGGGGCACCCCAGCCCCCGCAGACCACGGAGGUCCACAGGAUGGAGCACCGCCAGGAGGAGGAACAGUCAGAGCAGCGGCAGCAAAGCCUACACAUGGGCUCCUCGAUGCGGAAGCGAACCUACCGGAGCAGUGACGAAGAGUAUCAGUUCAGUGCCGCAGACUACUCCCUGGCAGCCGCCCUGGCUCUGACGGCCUCCUCAGAGCUGUCCUGGGAGGCCCGACUGAGGCGACAGUCCUCCGCUGUGGAGCUGGAGGAGCGCGGGCAGAAGCGGGUGGGCUUCGACAAUUACUUGGAGAAGACAGAGCUCGCCUUUCUGCAGACCCGCAGUCUACUACGCCAGAGACGCAGCAGGAAAGCUCUGAGGCAGCGGACAGAGGAGAAAGUCCGGGAGGCCAAGGAGCUGCUGGAGCUGUGUUCUGGCCGGGGACCCUGGUUUUGGAUCCCCCUUCGCUCCCACGCCGUCUGGGAACACACCACGGUCCUGCUCACCUGUACUGUCAAAGGGUCCCCUCUGCCCCAAGUCACCUGGUACAAAAAUGAUGUACGAAUUGAUCCCCGCCUCUUUCCUGCCGGAAAGUACCGAAUCAAGAACAACUAUGGGCUGCUGACCCUAGAGAUUAGAAGAUGCACCAUUGAGGACUCAGCUACCUACACCGUGAUGGUGAAGAAUGCCUACGGCCAGGCCUCCUCCUACGCCAAAGUCCUCGUCCACACGUACCUGGGGAAGGAUGCUGGCUUCGAUUCAGAAUUCUUCAAAAGAUCACUGUUUGGCCCCAGCGUGGAGUUCACAUCUGUGCUGAAGCCUGUCUUUGCCUGUGAGAAGGACCCCUUCUCCCUGUCCUGCUUCUUUUCGGAUGAUGUGUUAGAUGCUGAGCAGAACAUCCAGUGGUUUCGAGAUGGGAGCCUGCUGAAGUCCACAGAGCGCCGGCAGAUCCUCAGUGCACACCGCCAGGCGUCUGUAAAGGUGUCCUGUGCCUACAAGGAAGAUGAGGGGCUCUACACGGUCCAGGUGCCCUCUCCCUUUGGGGUCCGGGAGCAGAGCGCCUAUGUGUUUGUGAGAGAUGCUGCAGCCGGGAAGACGGGAGGUCCAGGGUCUCCCCUGAAUGUCCGAUGCCUGAAUGUGAACAGAGACUGCCUCAUCCUGACCUGGGCCCCACCCAGCGACACUCGCGGCAACCCCAUCACCGGUUACUCCAUCGAGCUGUGCCAGGGUGAGUCCGGCAAGUGGGUGCCUUGCCACAAGACCCUUGGGGGGACCUGCCGGUGCCCAAUCCAAGGCCUUGUCGAAGGCCAGAGCUAUCGGUUCCGGGUGAAAGCCAUCAGCCAAGUAGGAAGCAGCCUCCCCUCCAAGGCCUCACAGCUGGUUUUUAUGGGAGAAUCUGAUGAAGACCAGAGAAAGACAGAGAUCCCCUUUGGUUUGGGAAACAAGAUCACAAUCAGCAAAGAAGAUUUUGAAGACUUCGUGACCAUCCCCUCGGUCCCAACAAAUGUCCACGCCAGCGAGAUCCGAGAGACCUACGUGGUUCUGAGCUGGAAGGAACCUAGCCCCCGAGGCAAGGCCCCACUGACAUACUCCCUGGAGAAGUCUGUCAUAGGUAGUGGCACCUGGGAGGCCAUCAGAACAGAGGCCCCUGUGAAAGCCCCACAAUUCGCCCUUUUGGAUCUGGAAAAAGGAAAGUCAUAUGUCUUCAGAGUGCGAGCAAUGAACCAGUAUGGCAUGAGCGAUCCCUCGGAGGCCAGCGAGCCCAUCACCCUGGGGACUAAACCAGCGACUCUGCCUCCUCCCACUCAAGUGCAAGCUUUCCGAGACACACAGACCGCUGUCUCCCUAACCUGGAAUCCUGUGGAUGGUGGUCCGGAGCUCCUGGGUUACUACAUCUACUCCCGGGAGCUGGGAUCUUCUGAAUGGCAAACAGUCAACAACAAACCCAUCCAGGGCAACCAGUUCACGGUUCCUGGUCUGAAGACGGGGAAGGAGUAUGAGUUUUGUGUCAGCUCCGUCAGCGAGGCUGGGGUAGGUGAAAGUUCCACAGCCACCAAACCCACCAAGGUCAAGCAGGCUCUGGCUACGCCAUCUGCCCCCUACAAUUUCACCCUCCUAAACUGUGGGAAGAAUGAUAUGGUCAUUGGAUGGAAACCCCCCAAGCGUCGAGGAGGUAGCAAGAUCCUGGGCUACUUCCUGGACCAACACGAUUCAGAUGAGCUAGACUGGCAUCCAGUCAACCAGCAGCCCAUCCCAGCCCGGGUCUGCAAGAUCAGCAACCUGCAAGAAGGUCACUUCUAUGAGUUCCGUGCCCGGGCAGCAAAUUUGGCAGGUGUUGGUGAGCUGUCAACACCCAGCAGCCUGUUCGAGUGCAAAGAGUGGACAAUGCCCCAACCAGGUCCCCCCUAUGAUGUGCGUACAUCCGAGGUGCGGGCCACCUCCCUGAUGCUGCGGUGGGAGCCCCCACUGUACACAGGAGUUGGGCCGGUCACAGGGUUCCACAUCAGUUACCAGGAAGAAGGCACGGAGCAAUGGAAUCCAGUCACCCCAGGCCCCAUCUCUGGCACCUUCCUGAGGGUUUCCGACUUGCAGCCAGGGAAGACCUAUGUAUUCCAGGUACAGGCUGUGAAUUCAGCUGGCCUGGGGCAACCAUCAAUGCCCACAGACCCUGUGCUCCUGGAGGACAAGCCAGAUGCCCGGAACAUCUCGGUUGGCGUCAAUGAAGAGGGCCUCAUCUACUUGGCUUUCGAAGCCCCUGAGGCUCCUGACUCUUGCGAGUUUCAAUGGUCCAAGGACUAUAAGAGUCCCCUGGACCCCCAGAGGGUUAAGAUCGAAGAUGAAGUUGACAAGUCCAAGGUCAUCCUGAAAGAGCCUGGCCUUGAGGAUCUGGGCCUUUAUUCGGUAGUGGUCACCGGUGCUGAUGAAGACAUCUCGGCGAGCCACACACUGACUGAGGAAGAGCUGGACAAGCUAAAGAAGCUAAGUCAUGAGAUCAAAAACCCAGUUAUCAAGCGGAUCUCUGGCUGGCAUGUGGAGGUGCUGGAGCGAGGAGAAGUGCGACUUUGGCUGGAAGUAGAAAAGUUAUCUCCCGCUGCUGAGUUGCAUCUAAUCUUCAAUGAGAAGGAGAUCUUCAGCUCGCCGAAUCGCAAGAUCAAUUUUGACCGAGCAAAGGGUCUGGUGGAAGUGAUCAUCGAGAACUUGUCUGAGGAUGACAAGGGGUCCUACACUGCUCAGCUCCAAGAUGGAAAAGCCAAAAACCAGAUCACCCUGGCACUGGUGGAUGAUGAUUUUGACAAACUUCUGAGGAAGGCGGAUGCUAUGAGAAGAGACUGGAAGAGAAGGCAGGGUCCCUAUUUCCAGGAGCCUUUGCAGUGGAAGGUCACAGAGGACUGCCAAGUGCUGCUGAUGUGCAAGGUGACCAACACUAAGAAGGAGACUUGCUUCCAAUGGUUCUUCCAGAAGCAAGAGAUGCCAGAUGGUCAGUACGACCCGCAGACUGGAGCAGGGCUUCUGUGCUUCCAGGAGUUCUCCGAGGAGGACAGAGGAAUUUACAGAGCGGUGGUUUCUGAUGAUCGUGGGGAAGAUGAUACCACACUGGACCUCUCCGGUGAAGCCCUGGAUGCUCUCUUCACUGAGCUGGGCAGGAUUGGUGUCCUUUCUGCAGCCCCACUGAAGAUCCAGGGGACUGAGGAAGGAAUCCGGAUCUUCAGUGAGGUCAAGUACUACAAUAUGGACUACAUGAAAACCACCUGGUUCCACAAAGAGAAACGUCUGGAGAGCAGUGACCGGGUGAGGGCUGGCACCACCCUGAAUGAGAUCUGGCUUCACAUCCUGGACCCCAAAGACUCAGACAAGGGCAAAUACGUCCUGGAGAUAGCUGCCGGCAAGGAAGCCCGGCAGCUCUCAGCAGAUCUCUCAGGGCAAGCUUUUGAUGACGCCCUGGCUGAGCACCAGCGAUUGAAAGCCGCAGCCAUCAUCGAGAAAAAUCGUGCCAAAGUCGUAAGGGGCCUGCCAGAUGUGGCCACAAUUAUGGAAGACAAGACUCUGUGCCUGACCUGCAUCAUCUCAGGUGACCCCACUCCUGAAAUCUCUUGGCUGAAGAACGACCAGCCUGUCACCUUCCUUGACCGUUACCACAUGGAGGUGAAGGGGACAGCGGUCACAAUCACGAUCACCAUGGUCAAAAGUGAGGACAGUGGACGCUAUGGUGUCUUCGUCAAGAACAAGUAUGGCUCUGAGACGGCCCAGGUCACCAUUAGCGUGUUCAAGCAUGGGGAGGAACCCACGGAACUGAAGAAGAUGUAA
Messenger RNA from Chrysochloris asiatica (Cape golden mole), 4320 nucleotides. RefSeq names its product myomesin 3 (gene MYOM3). Lineage: Eukaryota; Metazoa; Chordata; Mammalia; Afrosoricida; Chrysochloridae. The transcript is spliced from 36 exons. Gene Ontology annotation, molecular function: protein binding. Bases 1 to 4320 code for a protein of 1439 amino acids. The record is from RefSeq and is a predicted model, not a curated record.